ACAAGAGUUAGUACUUAGUAAGUCAUGGCCAACCUAUACUACAAGUUAUAAAUGUGAAUGCUAAUGAAAGAAGACCUCAAAUAUUACUCCUAGAAUUUUAAUGGAUCAAAAAAAGACUAAUUUCUGGUAUGACCUUCUCUUGAGAUAGAGCCUCCGGAUGCUAUGAGAAUACAAAGCCACUGACGUCGUGAGACAGAGCCACCGACCCCAUGAGACACAUGGGAGGAGUGGAUUAGGGCUGGUUAGGGUGAUCAAAGUUGGUGUGCCGCAGCGAUUGGGUGGCUAGACGGGGUGGAGUUGGUUAGCGCGGCAGAGCAAGUUCCGUUUGGGUGACACUGAUGGAGAGGAGAUUGGCCGGGACUGGGAGGGGACUUGAAUUGGGGAUGGGGGGGGAUGGGGAGGUAAGUCGAGAUGGGGCGGUAGGCAGUGGCGGCGGUGGUCGGCCGGAGUGAUGGCUAUGACUGUGCCUGGAGGGGUAGUGGGGUGGGCGCAGGUAUAUGUGGACUGGUUUUGGAGUGUUAUGACAUGGGGGUGGGCAGGGUGGUCUAGGAACACAGAAGUAGUGGUGGGAUGAUAGAGUUAGCGGGGCGGCGGUGUGGGAUGGUCACUAGUCAGUUGCGGAGGUGGACGGACAAACAAGAUUUAAUUUGGAUGGGUCAACCAAAUUUGGGCAGAGCGAGUUGUUCGCUGGAUGAGUUACACGCUCGCAAGGAUGGAAAGACGAAUCAACGAAGUUGAGGAAAAUUUGUUAGAAUUUGGAAGGAAAAUGGAUAGAAGUCUGUGGAAGUUCCAGACGGAUAUGGAGGUGAAUCUGGCUGCGAUGGAAGCCGCGAUACAAGCUAGCAUCGCAGAUGUGCAGAACAGACUUCAAAAUCGGUCGCAAAACCGAUCGCACACGUCACAAUCAUCACAUCGCGACUCUCAUCAUCACACGCGAAAGUCAACAAAUUCAGAAGAAUCCGAAGAGCGAAGGCAUCACAGAAAAUCUGGCGACCGAACGAGGGACAGUAGGCGUCAUCCGCUAUCGCGAGCAGAGUCGCGAUCUGUUUCUUCUCAUAGUCCGCAAUCGCGAACUUCACACCAAUCUUCGCAUAGUUAUGGACACCGUUCUUCGCAUAUCUAUUCGCAUCGUUCCUCUCCUCGCUCGUCACAGAAGGAGUUGCAAAAGAAAUCGCGAACAGAGUCGUCAUCUUCAUCUCGAACAAUAGCUUCCAAUUCCUAGGUUUCUUCUCAGUCGCGAACAACUCCUCAUAAGUCGUCGCCAGAUCCUAGACCGCAGACUUCUGCGUUGGCCUACCCUCACAGUUCACAGACGUCCUCUCUAUCUGUUUCUCUGAAUUCUCAGGAUGAGACACAAUCGGCUUCUCCCAGUACACCAAAGUCUUUUCAAAUUGCUUCUCACAGUCCACAGUUUCUACCGCUCGGCAUGGAGCUGGCUAGCUGGCAGCAACCUCACUCAGAAGAUACUCCCAUCUAUGAUAACGAAGGAAGAGAGGUGAAAUCUUCUGUCGUUACUCACACCUCAACUGCCAUGGACAAUGAAUACGGUGAUGAUAAUUAUAAAGUGGAGAACAAGGUUGUUCCGGAAAUCUCUCUAGGUGGUGAAAAUUCAGCGGCACCUAAUAGUAUGGAAAAGCUAGUUGGAAAUAUAGGAGUGGAACACUGCCCACUUGGAAGAGUUGUUAAUGCUCCUAUCUCCUCUCUGGGCUAAUAAAGUUAGGGGCAGAUCAGGACAGGGAAGCAAAGAGGUUUCAGGAAUCCUUCUGUAAUGGACUAGACUGUUUGGAAAACAGUUUACACGCACAUCAGGCCAUAGUAAUGAAUGGGUGUACAUGGAUUGGAAUAGAAUUCAUCCCUCUAUUUCUGCUGUGGAAUAUGAGCUUAUAAAUGUUGGGUUUAAUGAUGGGUUAUCUGAAGCUAACAGGUGGAAUGGAUUUCUCCAUAGAAAUGAUUUGGAUGCAAUAGGUAUGGAUGAUAUAGAGCUGAUCCACAGAGCCAAUCUAUCAGCUGAUAGAAAUAGUGUGAGGGGUAUGGUUGUGGUUGUUAUCCCAUCAGGAAGAUUCAGUUCUAAAUGGGAAGUUGUUCUGGGUUCAUCCUAUCGAAUCCCAUUCGAAGGAAGCACUGAAGAGGCCCCAUCUACAUAUUCAUCUGAUGACGACUACUCCCACAAACAGAAUCUUCUUAAGUGGCAUGGCAGUCCCACUUUUGAUGCUAAAAAGGGAAAAGUUUGUGAUAGUAUAAGCAUUGUGUGUGGUAAUAUACCUCAAAAGAAUCCCAGCAACAUCCAGCAGUAUAGAAGAUGGAUUAUAUACAUGGUAAAGGGUGUCAAGUGGACUAGUAUUCAGUUUAGAAACACAGCCAUUGGGAUAGAUUUCAAUGACUCUAUUGAUCCUGGGAAAUACAUGACAAAUGUUGAAAUUUCAAGGAGUGAAGCAACUGAAACUGAAAGAUUUGAGUUAUAUCCUGUAUCAAGAGCUAUUAACAAAUGGAAGAAUGAGCAAGGGAUGAUAGGUCAAGAUCAGUACCAUCAUGAUCAAAGACACAAGACUAAUAUUGAUGAUGGGAAGGAAGAGGAGCUAAUGCUGUUUUUGCAAGAAGCAGUGAGAAGGAAGAUUCAAGUCAUGGAGUUUAGGAUCCUGAAAUUUGAAAGAUAUUGGGAAGGAAGAGGUGCAAGGAAGAAGAAGAAAGAGAUGAUUUUGGUUGUCUCCUUCCGCCCACCUUGAGGGCAAGGUGGAUGUUUAGGGGGGGAGUAUUGUUAGGGACCUACCCAUUAAUGUUAUAUUAAUAAUAGAAGUAAUAAUAAUAAUAAAAUUAGUAAUAAGGGUCCCUAUUAUAAAUAGAGGGGAAGGGGGAGUAGUAGAGGAGGCUUUUGGGACUUUUGUCUGGGACUGGGAAGAUUUGAGACUAGCCGUCUCUAUCUUUUGGGAAGCUUCGGCUUUGGUUACCGUGUUUCCCCUGCAUAGAGGGCAAAUUGAGGGGUUUAGCAAGAUUCUAAAGCGAAUAAGCUUAUCAGAUAUUGGCAGAAUUCCUUUGAAAAGUCUCCACUGAAAUAAUUGCAAUUUGAGUUGCAAUUUAGGAUGCCACAUAUGUUUUUAUGAAAAAGUAGAACCCAUUAUUGUGUCUCACAGAAUUACAAGCAGAUUUAAAAUUAAAUUGACCAUCUUUUGAAUUUGUCCAGAUUAAUUCCUAAGCUGAAGAGUCCACAAGAGAAAUUAACAGAGCAAAUUCUUUUCCAAACUGCUGAAUCUGUCACUCAGUCACUCUAGCUAUAGGACUUGUUUGGCAAUCCGGAUGGCGGUUAGCGAUUGACGGAUUGAGUUAGCGGGUUUUUUACAUCGGAUUGAGUCAGCAGGUUUGACCGGUGGAUUAGUUUGGCGGGUUACAAAAAGAUGUUUGGUAAUUUAAAUGUUUGCCCAACAUCAGAAACUCACAAUUUCUAAAAUCAAGCUGGAUGAAUAAUGAUUGCUCCUGGACCGAUACCAACGAUGAGAUUAGAGUUCUUUUCGUGGUGUCCAGAUCCCUAAAAACAUUGGUCAUAUCCUUAUAGUGCUUAUUCAUAAAGAACCUAAUGCUUUCCAAUUUAGGCCUAUAAUUCUCAGUAAUUACAUCAAUAAAAUCUUUACGAAAGUUAUCACAAUAAGGAUCACUCCCCUGCUUUCUAAAAUUAUCAUUGUCGAGCAAACUGCUUUAAAAAAAGGUAAGGAAAUUUCGGAUAGUAUUCUUGUUCUUCAAAAGCUGGUAAAUCAUAUUCAUAAGAAAUGAGGGGUCAAAAUAUCAUUUUUAAGUCUGAUAUGGUGAAAGCAUUGGACAGAAUUUCGUGGGUCUUUAUUAAGCAUGUGUUGAACAGUUGGGUUUCAACCCAACUUUUACAAUUCUUAUCAUGAACAACUUAAUGGUGCUCGAUCUAAAAUGUUGUUUCAAACCCUCAAGAGGUGUUAAGCAAGGGAAACCUCUUUCCAUUCUGUUUAUUAUGGUUGUUGAGAUUCUAUCAAGGCAGAUUAAUACAUUCUGCCGAACAGGUAAAGGUACUGCUUAUCACAUUCAUAGAGGUAUGCCAAAUAUAAACCACCUUUCCUUUGGUGAUGACCUUAUAAAUUGUUCUCUCUAAUGCUGAAAAAAACACUUGUUAAGCUCAACAAAAUCAUCUCUGAUCAUGAAAAAUUUUCAGGACAGUUUAUUAAUAAAGAUAAAGCUUUUAUCUUAUUUAUAAGCAUGCAAAAAACCAUAGUAACUUGAUUGUUAACAACAUCUUUCAAAUAAAAAGAGGAUCCUUCUCCUUCACUUAUCCUCACUUAAAUUAUCUGGGGGCUGAUAUCUUCACUGACAGAACCCUUAAAUACUUAAGGAAUAAGGAUAUUAAAUACUACGUACAAUAAAUAAGAAAGGCUUACCUUGACAGCCUUGAAUGUAAACUAUUUCUUAUUAUUUAAGAUAAUAGAUAUGUUAUUAUCUUUAAACUUCACUAGAAAGUAAUAUCCACUUGUGUGUAUAUUCAAAGCGUUGGUGUAUAUUCAAGGGUUUGGAGUAUGCAGAAAGUCAUGAAUGAGUUAAAGUGAAUUGAAGUACUGCCACUAUAAGUGUAUAAGCAUUGUUGAUUAUGCUUAUGAGCAUUUGGGUGAUGUCGUGUAUGUUGAGUUACCCGAAGUUGGGAACGAUGUGAAACAGGGCACGAGUUUUAGUACGGUUGAGAGUGUCAAGUCCACUAGUGAUAUCUACUCUCCUAGUGUUUUAAAUAGCCGUAGCGACAGCCGUAGCGGCAGCGGUAGCGGUCAUCUCGGUAGCGGCCUGUAGCUGCCUAUAGCGGUUGCAGCGGCGUGAAAUAUUUUAGAGUUUGCUACCAUAAUGUAUGUGAUACAUGUACAUUUAAUUUAGAGUUUCACACUAUGCAUCAUUAUUAUUUAUUAAUGUAUUUUUUCACAGCAUGCACACAACAUUUACACAUUUACAAAUCAACCGGUUCGUGUUGUAGCGACCAGUAGCGGCUGGUAGUGGGCUGUAGCGGGCGGCGUAGCGGGAUUUUUCUGUGAUUUGAAAAUCACACCCUAAUAGCGGCCCGUAGCGGUAGCGAUACCUACCGCGACCGCUAUAUAGCGGCCGCUAUAGUGGUAGUGGACCGCUAUUUAAAACAUUGACUCUCCCUGUUUCUGGCGAGUAGUUGAAGUUAAUGAGAAACCAAGUGAAUCACCUUGUCAGGUUAAUGGAAUCCAUAUAAAGAUUGAUGGAUCAUUGAUGAUGAUCAUUAAAGAUGGAGAUAAUUGAUGAUGAAAGCCAAAGCUUUCCAAUGUGUCAUGCGAAGAUUCUCAUCUCAUGCUUAUAAUAUGGCUCAAUUGAAGCUUCAAUACCAUACCUAUAGACAUCACUGGCGGAGCCAGAAAAACGGGCCAAGGGUCGAAAAUAAACUAUGUACAAAAUGAAAAUGGUACAUCGUUUUUAGACAAUGUUCGAAUUGAAUGUUUCAUUUGUAGUUUAGAUAAAUAGGCAUUCGUAAGCAAUAAGAUAUACUGUCUUUGCUCUGUUUUUGAAUCAUGUUACGUAACUAAUGAAUUAAUUAUACGUUAUUCAUAAAAGGGAAAAUGUGCAAAUAGGCCCAUGUACUAAUCAAAAAAGGUCAAAUAAGCCCUUAUUUAGGAGACUUUGUCCGGCCGUCGUCAUUUGGGGUGGUUCCCGGUGGAAUUUUUUGAUGAUAUUUUUUAAGCAUCUUAUUCAUCAAGUCUAGUUACUCAUACCAAAUUUCAGCUAAAACUUCAAUCGGGAAGGCAUUCAAAUGAAUUCUUGAAGAUAACUGCGCUUCCCGAUUGAAGUUUGAAUGCCUUCCCGAUUGAAGUUUUAGCUGAAAUUUGGUAUGAGUAAACUAGACUUAAUGAAUAAGAUGCUCAAAAAAUUCCUAACGGGAACCACCCCAAAUGACGACGGCCGGACAGAGCUUCCUAAAUAAGGGCUUAUUUGACCUUUUUUGGUUAGUACAUGGGCCUAUUUGCACCUUUUCCCUUCAUAAAAUUUGGGAAAAUAAUCAAUAUUAUGCAUCAAAAUUUGCUGAUUUUCCAGAAGUCAUAACUUUUUACUCGUAAUGAGUUACAGGGGCAAUAAUAUAUCAAAUCGAAGGUAUUUCAGAGUUUUAUACUCUCAAACUUUCAGCGGGCUCGGCUGACCUCUUUGACCCCCCCUUGGCUCCGCCCCUGCCUAUAGUGAUUUUUUGACUGAUUAUUAGUUUUGCUUUUGGAGUUAUCAUUUACCCUCAUCCACAACAAGUGUCAGAACAUGAACUAUUUAACCUUCUUACAUGGUGUAAUUCAUAAUAAUCUUCUACUCAAUUUUUUAACCAUAUUUACCUAAUUUAAAAUGGGUCAUUACUAUUACAUUGGGCAACAAUCGCGUGCGUACACCGCUAGUACGAAGUAUAUAAGCUGUUGACAAACUUCCAUCAUUCACUAUAAACAUUCUAAAUUAAGUCGUUUUAUACUUUUACCAAGUAGGGCUGUAGGGACUGAAAUAAAGAUUAUUUCGCUCAAAUGGAUUACAGAAAAAUAUGAGCUAGCGCAUGAAAUUACGACCUUUCUCCCCUUUUAAAUGUCCCGUUUUACCAUAUUGAGGUGUCCCUAUUUAAUUGUGUCAUACCUUAUCUGGUAAAGUUUAUGUGGUUCAAAAUCAUUCUUACUUUAUCUUUACUUUGUGAAUUAAUAUCAACCACACAAACCCACUUUUCUUAAAACUUGUGUCACCCUCAUCCAGGACAUUUAAAACGGGACGGAGGGAGUAUAUGAUAAUAUGAGGUCCCCUAUACUCCUAUAGUUUCUUUAAAUUGGUGCUCGGCUUUUGUGAUUCUAUUGAGUUAGUUUUAUCAUUUGGUAGAGUACGAUAUACAAGUAUACAACGGAUUAUGUUGGCGUGCUCAUUUUUAGUUGACUUAUAAUGUAAAGAGGGAAUCGGGAAUGAAACUAGUAACUCUGUCCCACUCAAAUUUGUCAAGUUUAUAUUUGUUUAUGUAGGAACUCACACCACUUGGGAGUGAAAAGGUUGCAAGUGAUGAUUUUAUCAUUUUGUUGUUAUAUGUUCAUUGUUGGGAAAGUAGUCUAUGAAAGUAGUCUAUGAAUUAUAGCUAGCGAUCAAAUUCCCAAUUUUGAGAUUUUCGUUUUUAUUUCUUUGAUCUUUCCUUAAUUCUUCUUUUGUGUACAGAUUUUUAACAUGUAAUAAGAGCUAGGAAAGUUGAACCAACACAUACAUGCCAAAUGAUUUCCAGAAUUUAUAGCAACUGAAAGUGGUUUUAUUUUGUGUUAAUUUUUGGCACAAAACUUGUGCCAUUAGUUCUUCUCCUAGCUAGCAGUUUGUUUAUUCAGUUUAGGAAUUGAAAGUGUGUAUGUGUGGUCUUAUUUCAAUAAACUCUGAUAUGAUGAAUUCUAUUUUGAUGAAAAUUUGAAAGGCCAUUCUUCACUUUUAUAGCAGAAAAGCUGUAAGCAUCCACAAGCACCACUGCGUUCUUCAUGCCUCUUUCUACUCACACAUUGCCUCUUUCUAUUCUCUUUUAAAAGAAAAUGACUAUAGGAAUUACAACUUUGACUGAUAGGUAUAUGAGCAUAUCCAAUAAGGACUUUUAUUGGAAAGUUAUUCAUCAGUUGAUUAAGCUCUACAAAUGUACUUUUCACAAAAACAACAAUAUGGUGCAAUAGUGUCUUCCUAUUCUUAUAUUCUUAAAUAAGCACUAAAAUUGAAUGCUUUUUUAUGUACAGUUCUUACCAACCACCUUUGUUAGAGUAGGAGUUAUUGUUUCACCAUUCAAUUAAAUUAAAUGAACCGAAGUUUUAAAGAACAACCAUCUUUUCAUCAGGGGCACCCCAUUUGAACCCCUGUUGAUCAUAACCCUUUAGGAGUAAUAAUGGUUGCUUAAAUAUCUAAACUAGAAAUAAUAUCACAUUUUGCUGAUUUGUGUUUGUCAAUGCAUAUAGGAAUCAGAAGACUAAUUUUACAUCUGUAUCAUCGGAACAAGAUGCUCUUGGAAUUCUACUAAGUGAAAAUUCUCAGCAGUUCAAUAUCAUAAUUAAACAAUGCAACUCUUGCCCCUGAUGGUUCAGAGGAAAAGUAUGUAUUAAAAGCAAAAGUGAUUCUGAGUCAUGUGCCAAUAUGGGUGACAUGUUUGGCGGAUGCCAUUGUGUUUUCGGAAUCAUUCCCCUUAUUCAUGAAGCAAGGAGCUACGAUGAACAGGUCCAUUGAUUUAAACCUCAAAAUACCAACUGGUUGACUCUACUCUUAAAACCUUUAUUAGCCUUUCUGUGGGUCAUAUUAUAUUCUAAUAUAUUAUUGUCUUUUUGUUCCUAUUAUGAAUGUCGUGUGAGUUGUGACUAGAAGGCCUCUGGAAUACCAAUGCUUCAAAUAAUAGGAACAACUGUAUUUCAUCUAUUCUCUCUAGGGUGUUGCUAGGUGCACCCUGAAAAUUACUUAAUGCAACCUCAAUUUGACUACUUUAUCCUUUUAAAAAUUUUAAUUAGAAA
Cuscuta epithymum is the source of this 8483-nucleotide messenger RNA. The record is from the annotation of a GenBank genome assembly. NCBI's taxonomy places the organism in Eukaryota, Viridiplantae, Streptophyta, Magnoliopsida, Solanales, Convolvulaceae.